Messenger RNA from Parascedosporium putredinis, 2922 nucleotides. The record is from the annotation of a GenBank genome assembly. NCBI's taxonomy places the organism in Eukaryota, Fungi, Ascomycota, Sordariomycetes, Microascales, Microascaceae.
AUGUCUUCUCCUUCGAGCAGGCGUCAGACCCCGAGGCGGUCAACGAGAAAUUCGGAAGCUCCGAAGAGCAGUCCUGCCCCCGCAGCCUCUCAGGGCUCGCAAGCUGGCGUGACUCCUCGGGCUACGCGCCAGAGCCAACUUGCCUCUAGCCCUCUAUUCUACCAGUCUUCGUCGCCUGCUCGGCGUGGUGCUGGCCAGGGCCGAGAUGUUUCUUCCCCGCUUCAGCAGGACACCCAAACCACGGGAAACGAUGCCUCCAUGGUUCCUAGCUCGCCCUUGCGCCAGAUGAGCGAUACACAGUCCAUGGGUGAUCGUACUCCUCGUGCUAGUGGUAACCUUGCCGGCCAAUCCUCGCCUAUCCGAUACGAGCCAAGCUCAAGCCCCGGGCGCUCGCAGCGCCAGCAAUCUGAGCUCCGCAGCGAAAGCAGCGGUCUCUUUGUUAGGGCUGGCCCUUCCAGCGGCCGUGCCUUCCGUGGCGAUAUCCACUCAGACCUCAGCAUCGCUAGAACCCCGCAGGCGCAUCGGAGGGUAAUCCUUGACGACGUUGGCCGUGUCAUUCAAGAGAGCCCGUCGGAGACGGGCACCUUUGGCAACAGAGAUCCCACAACCUCUGAGGCUGAUGUGCUAGGCGGCGCUGGCCAUGGCGUUGUGUGGGGUACGACUGUCUCCAUCGAGGAUUCGUUCUUGUCGUUCAACGACUUCCUCCGCAAUUUUACCAAGAAGUACCGCAUGUACGCCGAUGGCCUAUCUGACGACGACAUCAGGGAGUCUCCUGAUGCGGCCUCGAAGCCCUACCUAGAAGCUCUGGAGACCAUGCUCCUGAAGCUAUUCCACCAACUUAUCCUUUACCCCCAAGAAAUCGUUCCUGUCAUGGAUCAAGCCGUGAAGGACACCAUUCUCGAGCUCGCAACCAAGGGUGGACUCAAGGAUCGCGCCUCACAGAGCAGUGCCGGCCAACUAGACCCUAGCCAGAGCUCCGAACCCGUCUUUCCUAGCUCUGAUCACCCAGAGCCCGCCACGCCCACGUCUAGGCACCUCGACCCUUCCGUGGAGGAACAGAUUGAGAAGACGGCCUACCUAGUUCGCCCAUAUGGCUUGGAAAAGACAACUAAUUUGCGCGAGUUGAACCCUUCAGACAUGGACCAUCUUAUCUCUAUCAAGGGCCUCGUCAUUCGGACCACUCCUGUCAUCCCCGACAUGAAGGACGCUUUCUUCAAAUGCAACAUUUGCGGCCACACUACAAACGUGGAGCUUGAGCGCGGAAGGAUCAGGGAGCCGACAGAGUGUCCCCGCCCCAUCUGUGCCUCCAAGAACUCGAUGCAGAUCGUGCACAAUCGCUGUGAAUUUACGGAUAAGCAGGUCAUCAAGUUGCAGGAAACCCCCGACAUGAUCCCCGCUGGCCAAACCCCACACUCCGUCUCGGUUUGCGUUUACAAUGAACUUGUCGACUUCUGCAAGGCGGGUGAUAGGGUCCAAAUCACGGGUAUCUUCAGGGCUAGUCCUGUACGAGUCAACCCUCGCCAGAGAUCAGUCAAGAGUGUCUUCAAGACCUAUGUCGAUGUUCUUCACAUCCAAAAGGUGGACAAGAAGCGCCUUGGAGCUGACCCUUCCACCCUGGCCGUCGAGGGCCACGAGGCUGAGGAGCAAGCGACAAGCAACGAUGACAACUCCAUCCCAGAGAUCCGUAAAAUUACGCCAGAGGAGGAGGAGAAGAUUAAGCAGACGGCGGCCCGGGAUGACAUCUACGACCUCCUCUCGAGGUCCUUGGCUCCAUCGAUUUAUGAGAUGGACGAUGUCAAGAAGGGUAUUCUGCUGCAGCUCUUUGGAGGCACCAACAAAUCAUUUUCCAAAGGCGGUAGCCCCCGGUAUCGAGGCGAUAUCAAUGUCCUCCUGUGCGGUGAUCCUUCGACCUCCAAGUCGCAGCUGCUCUCGUAUGUGCAUAAGAUUGCGCCUCGUGGUGUGUAUACAAGCGGAAAGGGCUCCUCGGCUGUGGGUUUGACCGCCUAUGUCACCCGCGACCCGGAAACUAGGCAGCUCGUUCUCGAGUCUGGUGCUCUCGUGUUGUCUGACGGAGGCGUUUGUUGCAUCGACGAAUUCGACAAGAUGUCGGAUUCCACCCGAUCCGUCCUCCACGAAGUCAUGGAACAGCAGACAGUCUCAGUUGCUAAGGCUGGUAUUAUCACGACUCUCAACGCCAGGACUAGUAUUCUCGCCUCGGCCAACCCUAUUGGGAGCCGAUAUAACCCCAACCUCCCCAACGACAGGAGGCUGGCCAAGCACUUGUUGUCCAUGUACAUUGAGGACACCCCUCAACACGCCCACUCCAACAAUGAGAUUCUGCCUGUCGAGUUCCUUACGACCUACAUCUCUUACGCCAAAACCCGUAUUCAUCCCACUAUUGAACCCGAGGCCGCCCGUGAGUUGUCAGACUGCUACGUAGAGAUGCGCAAGCUGGGCCAGGACGUACGUGCCGCGGAAAAGCGGAUCACGGCCACGACUCGUCAGCUUGAGAGCAUGAUUCGCCUGUCGGAAGCCCAUGCCAAGAUGCGGCUCUCCACCACGGUUACGCGCGCGGAUGUGCGCGAAGCGUACCGCCUGAUCCGCUCGGCUCUCAAGACGGCGGCCACUGAUGCUCAAGGCCGCAUCGACAUGAGCUUGUUGACGGAGGGAACCAGCGCGGCGGACAGGCGGAUGAAGGAAGAGCUGAAGACUGCUGUCCUCCAAAUUCUUGAUGAAAUGACCGCCGGCGGCCAAAUCGUCAAGUGGGGUGAUGUGGCCAAGAGGGUGACAGAGUCGUCAAGCGUGCCUAUUGAAAACUCGGACUUUGCCGAAAGUAUGAGGGUGUUAGAUAUGGAAGGUUCAAUCAUUGUGACGGGCGACGGCGCGAGGAGGUCAGUCAGGAGAGUCACAGGCCUUGCCUAG